ACUUCCGGCUGCGAGCCGGGUCGCGAGUUGGGCAGCCAGAGCUGGGAAUCCCGCUCAGCCGGGCAUCAGCUGAGCUGGGCUGCAGCAAUGAGCAGCGACGACUCCUCCCUCAUGGCUUCGAUCAUUUACUACAGCCAGGAAAAGUACUUCCACCAUGUGCAGCAGGCUGCGAGUGUGGGCUUAGAGAGGUUCAGCAAUGACCCUGUACUGCAGUUCUUCAAAGCUUACGGAGUCCUGGGGGAAGACCAUAUCCACGACGCCAUCAGUGAGCUGGAGAGCAUCCAAAGCCACCCAGAUGUGUCCCUGUGCUCUGUCAUCGCUCUGCUUUAUGCUCACAAGCGCUGCGACACCAUUGACGGAGAAGCAGUUCAGGAGUUGGAGAGUAACUUGAAGGAAAUCCGCAAGACGGCCAGUGACACUGCCCUGUACUACGCCAGCCUCUUCCUCUGGCUCAUUGGCCACCACGACAAGGCCAGGGAAUAUGUUGACCACAUGCUGAAGGUCUACAGUGGCUCCAAAGAGGGCUACGUGCUCAAAGGCUGGGUAGACCUCACCUCCAAUAAACCCCACGUCGUGAAGAAAUCCAUCAAGUACCUGGAACAAGGAACUCAUGACACCAAAGAUGUGCUGGGGCUGAUGGGCAAGGCAACAUACUACCUGACACAGCAGAACUUCUCCGGGGCCCUAGAGGUGGUGAACCAGGUCACUAUGGCCUCAGGGAACUUCCUGCCGGCCUUAGUCCUGAAGAUGAGGCUGUUCCUGGCUCGGCAAGAUUGGGACCAGACAGUAGAAACCGGACACAGAAUCCUUGAAAAAGACGAAAGCAAUAUUGAUGCCUGGCAAAUUCUAACUGUGCACGAACUUGUGAGGGAAGGAAACACGGCCACGGCUACUGAUCAUGUUAAAAAUCUCAUCAAGGCACUAGAGACUCGAGAACCCCAGAAUCCCAGCCUCCACCUUAAGAAGAUUCUUGUGGUCAGUAGACUGUGCGGGAGGCACCAGGCGGUCCAGCGACUUGUGAGCGGCUUCCUGGAGCGCAUGUUCAUGACCACACCUUCCUGUGCCCUUGUGGCCACAGAGUUGGGCUAUCUCUUCAUUCUACAGCAGCAAGUGAAGGAAGCAUGCUUGUGGUACAAGGAGGCCAUGAAGCUAGAAGAGAACCGGCUAGCUGCUUUGGCAGGGAGCAUCUGGUGCCAGAUCUUGCAGGGCCAGCUGGAGGAGGCGGCGCACCAGCUGGAGUUCCUCAGGGAGGUGCAGCAGUCCCUCGGGAAGUCUGAGGUGCUGGUCUUCCUGCAAGCCCUCGUGGCAUCUAAGAAGCAGAAGCCUGAGCAAGAGGCCACCGCGCUCCUGAAGGAGGCAGUGGAGCUGCACUUCUCCAGCAUGCAGGGCCUGGCCCUGAGUCCCGAGUACUUCGAAAAGCUGGACCCCCUCUUUCUGGUCUGCAUUGCCAAGGAGUAUCUGCAUUUCUGCCCCAAGCAGCCUCGGUCACCUGGCCAGCUCGUGUCUCCACUUCUUAAACAAGUCGCUAUGAUCUUGAGUCCUGUGGUGAAGGUAGCCCCAGCCAUGAUGGACCCACUGUUUGUGACGGCUCAGGUUAAGUUCCUCUCAGGAGAGCUGGAGAACGCCCAGAGCACCCUGCAGCGCUGCCUGGAGCUGGAUCCCACCUUCGUGGAUGCCCACCUCCUCAUGUCCCAGAUCUACCUGGCUCAAGGCAACUUUGCCAUGUGUUCCCAUUGUUUAGAGUUGGGUGUCAGCCACAACUUCCAGGUUCGAGACUACCCCCUCUACCACUUCAUCAAAGCCAGGGCCCUCAACAAGACUGGUGACUAUGCCGAAGCCAUAAAGACCUUGAAGAUGAUCGUAAAACUGCCCACCACAAAGGUGGAAGAGAGCAGGAAGCUCCGAGGCCCCUCCGUACGUCCCAGCGAGCGGGCAUCCAUCCUGCUGGAGCUGGUAGAGGCCCUCCGACUGAAUGGGGAGCUGCAUGAGGCCACCAAGAUCAUGCAGGAUGCCAUCAAUGAGUUCAGCGGCACGGCCGAGGAGAUGCGCAUCACAGUCGCCAAUGUGGACCUGGCUCUGAGCAAAGGCAACGUGGACUCGGCCCUGAGUAUGCUGAGAGGCAUCACGCCCAAGCAGCCCUGCUACACUGAAGCCAAGGAGAAGAUGGCCAGCAUCUACCUGCACAAUCGGAAGGACGUGCGCCUCUACAUCGGCUGCUACAUGGAGCUCUGUGAACACCUGCCCGGCCCCCACAGCAGCCUUCUACUGGGUGACGCGUUCAUGAACAUUCAGGAGCCUGAGAAGGCCCUGGAGGUGUACGAUGAGGCCUAUAGAAAGAACCCUCACGAUGCCUCCUUGGUCAGCAGAAUCGGACAAGCCUACAUGAAGACCCACCAGUACGCCAAGGCCAUUAAUUACUACGAGGCCGCCCAGAAGAUCAGUGGGCAGGACUUCCUGUGCUGCGAGCUGGCCGAGCUGCUCCUGAAGCUGAAGAAGUACCACAAGGCAGAGAAGGUGCUGAAGCAGGCCCUGGAACGAGACUCUGGUGGGACCAAAGACAUUUCAUCCCUGAUGAGUGAGGUCAAGUGCUUGCUUUUGCUGGCAAAGGUUUACAAGAACCAUAAAAAAGAGGAUGUGGUUGGAACACUGAACCAGGCCUUGGACCUCCAGUCCCGGAUACUGAAGAGGGUUCCCCUGGAGCAACCGGAAAUGCUCCCCUUCCAGAAGCAGCUGGCAGCCUCCAUCUGCAUCCAGACCGGGGAGCAUUACGUGACAGAGAAAGACUACGACAAAGCCGUGAAAUCCUACAAAGACGCCCUCUCCUACUCGCCAACGGACAACAAGGUGGCGCUGGAGCUGGCACAACUCUACCUGCUUCAGGGGCAGCUGGACUUGUGUGAACAGCGCUGUGGCCCCCUCUUACAGAUGGAGCAGACGCACGAGAGAGCUGCCGUGAUGCUGGCUGAUCUGAUGUUCAGAAAACAAAACUACGAAGCGGCCAUCAGUCUCUACCGCCAAGUGCUGGAGAAAGCGCCAGACAAUUUUUUGGUAUUGAAUAAAUUGAUCGAUCUGCUACGACGGAGUGGCAAGCUUGAAGAGGCUCCUGCUUUCUUUGAACUGGCCAAGAAGGUGUCUAGCCGGGUGCCUUUGGAGCCAGGGUUUAACUACUGCCAAGGCCUUUACUGCUGGCACAUUGGACAACCCAAUGAAGCCUUGAAGUUUCUGAACAAAGCCCGAAAGGACAGCACCUGGGGCCAGAUUGCCACCUGCUACAUGGUCCAGAUCUGUCUGAACCCUGAUAAUGAGAUUGUCGGUGGGGAGACCUUCGAGAGCCUUAUGGCUGACAGCAAUUCCACCAGUCGGAAAGAGUCCCAGCAACACGGGGUGCGCACGGCAGAGAAGCUCCUGCGGGAAUUUUACCCCCACUCGGACUCCAGGCAGACCCAUCUGCGGCUGCUGCAGAGCCUCUGCCUGCUGGCCACCAGGGAGAAGGCGAAUGUAGAGGCGGCUCUCGGGGCCUUUAUCGAGAUGGCCCAGGCUGAGAAGGACAGUAUCCCUGUAUUGCUGGCCAUGGCACAGGCCUACAUGCUGCUGAAGCAAGUCCCCAAGGCCCGCACGCAGCUGAAGCGCCUCGCCAAGGUCCCGUGGACGCUGGAUGAGGCCGAAGACCUGGAAAGGAGCUGGCUUCUGCUAGCUGACAUCUACUGCCAAGGCGGCAAGUUCGACCUGGCCUUGGAGCUGCUUCGCCGCUGCCUCCAGUACAACAAGUCUUGCUGCAAGGCCUAUGAGUACAUGGGUUUCAUCAUGGAAAAAGAGCAGUCCUACAAGGAUGCGGCCACCAACUAUGAGCUGGCCUGGAAGUACAGUCACCAAGCCAGCCCUGCCAUUGGUUUCAAACUGGCUUUCAACUAUCUGAAAGACAAGAAAUUUGUGGAUGCCAUCGAAGUCUGUCACAGUGUCCUGACGGAGUACCCCAAUUAUCCCAAGAUCAGAGAGGAAAUUUUGGAGAAAGCCCAAGGGUCCUUGAGGCCCUAGCUGUGCCUGGAGAGGGCUUGAGCCAGCAGAGGUCGCCAGUCUGUACACACUGCACGGGGAGAGCAGGAAGAAUUGGGAAAAUGACGUGUUCUCGCCAUUUCUGUAUUGUCUGUGGUUUAUUUGGACUCAUGCCUCAUCUGGCCUGAAGGUGUCUAGAAGCUUUAUGUCUUUAAGGCCCAAGAAGCAAUUUUCCCUGGGGAAGGAAGACAGCUGGUUUAGUAUGGAGCCCACUUCUGUUCCAGACUCCUGAAGAAGCAGAACAAAGAAAUCUCCCAGUAGAGCGAUGGCUGGGAAAAUACACCCUAUACCUAUUCCAGAGUGUUCCCUGCCCCAAUCUUGUCCCCGGUAUCUGGGACUACCCCUCCCUACCAUGAUGUCCACUGAGCCUGCCCUGGCAGUGGGCUCAGACCGUAGGACCACCUGCGGAAGGGUCGGUUUUCAAACCCCAUUGUCUUCACUGUAUUCACCCACCUUCCCCAAGCUGGACCUCACCUGGUUGGGACAAGUCACAUGACCACCGAAUCACAUCCUGCCCUUGCAAUCACCACACUUUGGAUUUUGUGGAAGGUAUUAGCCAGCCAGCUCUCCUUCUAGGAACCCAUUUAAUGCCCUAGCGGGCAGGCAUAGUGCAGCGGCCCCUAUUCAGAUGCUAAUGAUCAUUUUACCGCUAAGAGAACUCACCUUUGCUGGGUUCCCAAUACACCUCUACCUGUUUCUCAGGAUGGAAUUAUGGGUCAGUCCAGCCUUCGGGGGGCAGGCGGGAGGGACUCUGAACUGAGUAUCUGGAGGCCCCUCCCACGUGCUUCUCUCUGAGAUCAGGGCAGGGGAUGUGAUUUAGCUGGUGGAGCUCUUGUCCAAUGUGCAUGACAUCCUGAGUUUGACACACACACACACCCACAGCACACAUAAGUCACACCUGGAACCCCAGCACUUUGGAAGGUCGAGCUCAUCCUAACUGAGGUGAUCUUGGGCUAUGUAAGACCCU
Myodes glareolus (Bank vole) is the source of this 5020-nucleotide messenger RNA. Lineage: Eukaryota; Metazoa; Chordata; Mammalia; Rodentia; Cricetidae. The record is from RefSeq and is a predicted model, not a curated record.